AUGUCAAAAUUCCUCAUUUUAUAUUUAGUAUUGUUUGCUUGUGGAUCUUCCGCAAGGACAUCCUUCAAAUUCCCGGUGUAUCAAUAUAAACGCAAAGCUACAAACGAACAGUUGUUUCAGAAAGUUACAUCAGACUGUAAUGAUAUCUGCUCACUUCACAACAGUGGUUCACUGGAACAUACGAAAUGUAUUCGACUUUGCAUAAGCGAAACUUGCUACAAAUCAUUGUACGGCUUUGAUGAGCUAGAAGAGGGUGAAAUCGACGUCAGGUUUUCUUCAUUCAAAGGUUGUGUCCUGCAAAAACUGAAAGAGAAAGGUUUCCGUGUAAUCUAA
Schistosoma turkestanicum is the source of this 333-nucleotide messenger RNA. The record is from the annotation of a GenBank genome assembly. NCBI's taxonomy places the organism in Eukaryota, Metazoa, Platyhelminthes, Trematoda, Strigeidida, Schistosomatidae.